AAGACUCAUGAUCACUUCUCAUGUUGUUAUGUGUAUACAUGUUACGUGAUCUUAGGGUGUACUGACAAACAAUUAUAAACAGAAGACAUGUACGUGCGUGGAAGGUUUAACGUUAGAUGUUACAGCUCGCGAUAAUCCGAUCCGUAUGUCAACUUUUAACUUUUCAAAAGAGAAACUUCACAUCUUUAUAGAAACCCAAGACUAAACACUUGGUUUCAAAACAUCUCUGACUGUUCUGGUCUGCUUUAUUACGAAUCACGAUGGCUUUCUUAGUAGUCGAACGAGUCCAUAGCUUGUUUGUUUCGUGUUUCUUUAAGUAACAACUUUCCAACAGAGAACCUGUGUUUUAUCCUCGAGCUCAGCAUGGAUCACCACCAGACGCUUUUAAACACAGUCAUCGCGUUUAACAAAGUCCUACAGUGUGUUGUUGUUAUGUGGCAGAGAUACCGUAAACCUUACCGUAUUGAAUGUAUUUAACUGACUCAGAUGAAGUCAUGAGCCGUCGAGUGAUUCUCCUGUCUGGAUUCAUUUGUCUCUGUGUGACACAGUGUUGCCCCUCAAGACUGACACACUGUGACAAUGGCAAGACAAAUCUAGUCACAGACCUACCGGGACCUGAAGAGCUUGUGUGUCGAGAGCUCUGGCCACAGUCACAUACGAUUAUCCCUGACAUUGACACAAAACAUAUUAUAAAGGCUGCUGAUUCCAUCUGUAUGGACACACCCAUUACAUACAAUGACAGCAUUCCCACCCAUGGUCCUUACCGGCCUGUUGAGGCCGGGAGUGGAGAGUAUCUCUACUGCCCCCCUCAGCGCUGGCUAAACAACCUCAAAAAUGGAGCGCUGGUGUUCCUCUAUCACCCGUGUGUCUCAGCGGAAGCUCACAGGAGUCUGGGGGUGUUGGCUCAUUCGUGUCUGCCUCAUUACAUCCUCACACCUCACCCGUGGCUCAGCCAACACAGACCUUUAGCUAUGGUCUCGUGGGGUCGUUCACUAGAGAUGUCCCGCAUCACAAUUGGGGUUUGUGAUUGGCUGCUUUCCAUUUCCGCCAAUAUUAGUCAAGCUAGUACAAGCCAAAGAGCAAAGUACAAUCUGUAUUUGACUAAACCAACACCUGUGCACAAACCAGUGAACACCAGUCAAGAGAUGUCCAAAGUGGAGAGAUUAAAGUCUCUUAAACACUGCUGCAUGGAGGCUCUCAGUCUCACUGAGGUACAGAGGACUAGAAGGAAAACCAGAAAAAUCAGAAAUGUCCUCAAACAAUCACCAGAGAAUGUGGAACUGAAAUAUGACGUCAAACCAGACACUCUUAACCGCACAGAGAGUCCAAAACUGAAUCGUACAGACGCACUGCCACAAAACAACACAAAGGAAAUGGCUUCCUUCUCAAUGCUAACUGUUACACAAUCUCUCGGUUCAGCAAAGGACUCUGAGAAGACAAAGACAAUUGAUGCAGAGAAGCAAAUUUUACAGAAUAAAGUGACUGAAAGACACAAAUAUCAAAUAGACAGAAAAACGCACAGGAAAACUAUAGCGGAAGGUACGAGGCAUCGCAUCAAGACUGACACAAAGGCGCAGAGAUCUGGAUCUGAGUGCGGGGAGCUUGGACAGUGUGGAGUCCCAGACUCUGUGUCUCCUCAUAUAGAAGGUCCGCUGAGGAGGGAGAAGAUACCCAUCCCACGAACCGAUGAGGCCGUGUGGGCAGCAGGCGCUCUGGGCUUCCUCUUAGUGCUUCUCACCCUGUCUGUGCUCCAUACACGUCUCUAUCGCCACUGCCGAUCUUCCACCAGUCUCUACUGGCGCGACAACCAGCAAGACUAUGAGAACGUGGGUGACAUCAUCCGCCGAAGGCUUAGGAUGGUUGGCCGGAGGAAGAGGAGAAGCAGCCAGAGCAGGAGACAGGAAUCUGCGCUGUUGCACUCCAGCAAUGAGGAGAACUCUGACUAGCUGAGAGGAUUGGUGAACACACACGCUAUUUGACUUUUGUCCCGUGCAGGCUGCUGAUUCCAUCUGGAUGGACACACCCAGUACUUACAAUGACCGUAUUCCCACCCAGUAAGCUAUGACUCACUCUCAGAUCCUGUACUUGUCGUAUCUGGAAUAUCUGCCCAAUCAUGUGGCACUCAUUGAGUAAAUAUACAUUUUCUUAUGUUCAUAACUCAGUUUUGACGCUGAAGAGAACUUGUCCGUUCACACAUUCAAAAUUACACAAGACAAUUUCUCUCUGGUAUUUCAUAUAGGGAUACAAUUAAGUGAUAAAAGUUUAUCACUUAAUCUCUACAGUAAUUUUACUAUCAUUCGAUAUACAGUAGAAAUACCUUUUACAUUAGCUGAACGUCUGAUGCAUUUGGCCCACAACUGGAAACACGGAUGGGUUGAAUUCUACAGGAUGUGCGUUAGACGCAUGUCGAGUUCUUUAACAGUCCGCUUGGAAAAAAGAUGACAUGACGCUUGAGCCUCCUCAAGGAAAAUACUUUUUUGUGAAAACAACUGUCACAAUGAGCACUUAUCAGGAUCAACUAAAUGCUGGAUUUUCUAAAGCAUUUUAAGUAUGUAAAGUUUUUGGAAUAAACUCUUUAAAAUACAUGAGUUUUGCACAGUGGACUGUUAGUGUAGGGACAUUUUCACGCCCCUAAAUAUGUCACGGAAUAAUACAAACUGUGAUUAGUUGCUUUACAUGUCAGUCAGACGGCCUCUGGGCGGUCUUUGGCCAAUGUAAGCUGCAAUGGAGUCUAGACUUUCUGCCAUCAGUCUGAUGAUCUGGCUAUGCAAGACUAGGUUCCUAGGUCUCCAGAGAGAAGUGUAUGACGUUUUGCCACGAAGGUCUAGUUAUGACAUUCUGAUUAUACAUUAUGAGGUCUAAAAAAGAAAAAAAUUGAAAAGCAUGCAGGGAUGAACUGUUCACAAUGCAAUCUUUAACAUGCGUUCAGAAAUGUUUCAUUUCAUGACAACUUUAAAAUAAUAUGGAAUGUUUUUGUUACAUUAAAGCAUAUUAUUCCUGCUAGAAUAUUGCACUUUUAGCAUUUUUCCUAAUGGGAGGUUUCUGAAAUGCUGUCAUCGUUUACUCACACUCAUGUUGUUCCAAAACUGUAAGACUUUCUUUUUUUUCUGUGGAACACAAAGAACACAUUUUAAAGAACGUUGAGUAGAGACCUCUCUGGUUCCUCUGGGACUCUUUAGUGAAUACUGCGCUGCACUAAAGUUGAGCAGAUGGAGUGUUAAACAUACUAAUUGUAUUGGUCAGAAAGCAAAAUUGUGAAGGAGUACCAGUCAUAGCAAUUUUGUCAGUGACCUAAUUUUGUGUUUUGCCAAGUUUGCUGCUUCAUUUGUUGUGGUGUUUAUUAACAUUGUUUCUGGAUUACUGUGUAGAGUAAUCAGUGAGGUGAAUAAUUGUAAAAAGCCUCACUGGCCAAUACAAUAACAGACAUAUUUCACAGUGUUUUGGCUCUGGCACAAAAUGACCAGCCAACAUUGCUGAUUGCUAAGAACCAGCUGACCAUCGUCGCUUUGCAUUAAAAUGGCCCCACGAGCAGGGAAAUUGCUGAAAAGAAUAUUGCACAUGAAAGAACCAUUUGCCAUUAGGUCAGCAAUGAAGUCACUGCUGUCUAAGAAAAGCAUCAAGGACAGACUGAAGUUCUGCAGGAAGUACAAUGAUUGGUCAGCAGGUAUUUAUUAAUUUUUCAUAAUGAAUCACAUUAUUCCAUAGUCCAAUGAUUUCUCACUGAAGGAUAAAGGCAUUGUCCAGGCCAUCAUGUGGAUAUAGUCUUGCAAAACCUUGCUCUGUCACAGUUUCUGGUUUAUGUUCCCUGGUGUCCACUAGAGGUCCUCUUUCCCCACGCUGUCAUUCAUUUUUGGAACUGUAUUCCCCACAAUCCUUGUCUGCGCUCAUCACUGUUCAUUGUACUCAGCUGUUCCCCAUCAUGAUUGUCAUAUUCUGUGUGUAAAUACCCUGCCUGUUUACUGUUUGUUACAGAGUACUUGUUGUUCGUCACACCUCAUUGAAGUCUUGCUUGUUUUUGGUUUGUGCUAUCAUGGAUUGCUUAUAUGAAUUUUGACCCUUGCCUGAACUGUUGUGAGUACGGAAUUUCCUAAUAAAUAUUACUGCUAUUUGAACUU
Messenger RNA from Pimephales promelas (fathead minnow), 4115 nucleotides. RefSeq names its product tumor protein p53 inducible protein 13 (gene tp53i13). Gene Ontology annotation, cellular component: cytoplasm. NCBI's taxonomy places the organism in Eukaryota, Metazoa, Chordata, Actinopteri, Cypriniformes, Leuciscidae. The record is from RefSeq and is a predicted model, not a curated record.